UCUACUCUCCUUGUUAUGAUCGUAUUACAGUAUUGCUCCACCCACAAAGGCAGAGGAAGAAGGAAGGGGAGAUUAGGGGUUUUCUUUUAUCAGCCCCAAUCCUCAAUUGCUUCUCAUUAACAGAUUCAGCGUUCUAUGGCUUCUUCAAUUUGCAUAAACGAGAUGCUGACAGAUGACGAGCUGCGGUCGAUUCUGUCCAAGCUGGAGUGCGACAAGGAUAAGGAGAUAUUUGGGUUGGUAUGCAAGAGAUGGCUCCGCUUGCAGAGCACUGAAAGGAAGAAACUUGCUGCUCGGGCAGGACCUCACAUGCUUCAGAAGAUGGCUGCUAGGUUCUCUCGUUUGAUUGAAUUGGACCUUUCUCAGUCAAUUUCCAGGUCCUUUUAUCCUGGGGUUACUGACUCUGAUCUUUCGGUCAUUGCUAAUGGGUUCAAAUGCUUGAGGGUUCUCAAUUUGCGGAAUUGUAACGGUAUUACGGAUAGUGGAAUGCGGUCAAUUGGAUGUAGUCUUUCUUCUCUACAGUCAUUGGAUGUAUCAUCUUGCAGAAAGCUAACAGACAAGGGGUUGUCAUCUGUUGCUGAGGGUUGUAGAGAUCUAUUUAGCCUACAUCUUGCUGGAUGCAGAUUUGUUACGGAUGGUUUGUUAAGAGCUCUCUCUAAGAACUGUCCUGAUCUACAAGAGUUGGGCCUUCAAGGAUGCACCAAUAUAACUGACCACGGGCUCACAGAUCUCGUUAGUGGUUGCCAGCGAAUCCAGUACUUAGACAUCAAUAAAUGCAGCAAAGUUGGGGACACUGGAAUUUCCGAUCUUUCAAAGGCAUGUUCAUCUUGUCUCAAGACACUGAAGUUGUUGGAUUGCUCCAAAGUUGGGGAUGAAUCUAUAUCUUCCUUAGCCAAAUUUUGCAAUAAUCUUGAAACCCUUAUCAUUGGUGGCUGUCGAGACAUCUCUGAUAAGUCUAUAAAAUCAUUGGCCUUGGCCUGUAAAAAUAGUUUAAAGAAUUUGCGUAUGGACUGGUGUUUAAAUAUCUCCGACUCUUCAUUAAGCUGUAUCCUCACUGAGUGCAGAAAUCUAGAGGCUCUUGACAUUGGAUGCUGUGAGGAGGUUACAGAUGCUGUUUUUCAAGGUUUAGGAACUGUAGAAACUGAAUUGAGGCUGAAGGUUUUUAAAGUUAGCAACUGUCCAAAGAUAACAGUGACUGGUAUAGGCUUGCUUUUGGAGAAGUGCAACACUUUAGAAUACCUUGAUGUGAGAUCCUGCCCACAUGUUACAAAGUCAGGUUGUGAUGAGGCUGGCUUGCAGUUUCCUGAACGGUGUAAAGUAAAUUACACAGGAAGCUUGAAUGAGCCAGAGGUUCUAGUUUGAGACCCCAGAUUUUAACAGAUUGGAAUUCUGGAGAAGUUCUAUCAUUGGAAAUUCCUAUGCAAUCCCUUCCUGAAAAGUCAAUUGAGUAUCAUAAUGAACAAAGGCUUUUGCCAGCGAAUCUUCUCCUGUUCUUGUACAAACUAUGCGUUUGACUUGGAUUAAUUAAUGUUUGGCAUCUAUUAUCUAUUUUUCACCUUGGUUUUUAUGUAUAUUUUGCAUGUACAUUGUUUCUUCUGUUGUUUUGCGUGUCUAUUUAUCUUUGUUUUUUAUUUUCUCUUAGUCCUUCCAGCGGUGGAAUGUUGUUGUAAGAUGUUCAUUUUCUUGGUAUAAUAAUAAUAAUAAGAUCCUGUUUAUGAUC
Molecule: messenger RNA, 1717 nt
Organism: Hevea brasiliensis (rubber tree)
Lineage: Eukaryota; Viridiplantae; Streptophyta; Magnoliopsida; Malpighiales; Euphorbiaceae
Exons: 2
Coding region: 136-1359 (407 amino acids)
Biological process (GO): SCF-dependent proteasomal ubiquitin-dependent protein catabolic process
Cellular component (GO): SCF ubiquitin ligase complex
Molecular function (GO): protein binding
Source: RefSeq, a predicted model, not a curated record